GGAAAACUCGGCGUUUUUUCCGGGGAGGAUUGAAGGGAUAUUUAAGUUUUAUGAAGACCCUUUAAGGAGGUCUCACUUUGUUAGGUUCUGGUGGGAAAUGGCUGGGAGGGAGAUAGUGAUUGAGGGAGUUAGAGGGGAGUGUUAUUAUGAGAAGAAGAAUGUUGUUGUUGGGGGUGGUGAAGAUGGAAGCGAUGGUAACAGCGUUGAGGAAUUGAUGGGAGUGAUUGAGAGGGUUGGAUCGUAUUCGGGGUUUCGAAGUGCUCACAGGAAGGAGUGCUUGAGCUUGGUGAGGAGGUUGAAGCUGCUGCUGCCUCUGUUGGAGGAGAUUAGGGAGUUGGAGUACUACUCCAAUCAGGCUUUGAAUUCUUUGGCUAAUUUGAAGAGGGCACUUGCUUCUGCCAAGAAGUUGCUCAAGAAUUGUAGUUGUGGGAGUAAGAUUUACUUGACUUUGGAAAGUGAGGCAGUGAUCGUAAGGUUUCAUGUUGUUUAUGAUAAACUAAGCCAGGCUUUGGAAGAUUUCCCUUAUGUUGAGCUUGGGAUCUCAGAUGAAGUCAAAGAGCAAGUUCAACUAACGCGAACGCAACUCAAACGAGCAAAGAAACGGGCUGAUACGCAGGAUAUAGAGCUAGCAAUGGAUCUGAUGGUUGUGUUCUCUAAGAAAAAUGAUGACAGGAAUGCAGAUAAAGCGAUACUUGAAAGACUAGCCAAUAAGUUGGAACUACACACUAUUGCAGACUUGAAAGAGGAAACAAUAGUUGUUAGAAAGCUAGCUAAAAGGAGAUCAGCAAGUCAGAAUGCUGAAAGCAUUCAACAGGUCACUGAUCUUUUGGGUAGGUUUAAAGAAAAUGCAGGGAUUUAUGAGGACUUCUUGCUUGAUGGUCCUGUUUCCACGAAAAGUCUGAGGAAGUAUCGGUCUUUGUUGAUUCCAAAUGAGUUUCUAUGCCCGAUUACGUUGGAGAUCAUGACUGAUCCUGUCAUUGUUGCAACAGGACAGACUUAUGAAAGAGCAAGCAUACAAAAGUGGCUGGGUUCCAAUCACAACACCUGCCCAAAGACGGGGCAAACAUUGGAUCACAUAUCACUAGCACCAAAUUUUUCCCUCAAGAAUCUAAUCCAGCAAUGGUGUGAGAAGAAUCAUUUUGAACUGCCUAAGAAGGAAUCUAAUGCAUUUCCUGAUGGCUCUACUGCUGAAAUUUUGGAGGAAAUAUCUUCCUUAGUGUAUGAUCUAUCUUCAUGUCAGCUGGAUGUUUUGAAAGAAGCCAUUUUUAAGAUCCGAAUGCUAUCUAAAGAGAAUCCGGAGAAUAGAGUUCUGAUAGCUAAGGGUGGAGGGAUCCCCCAAUUGAUCAGGCUCUUGUCAUAUCCAGAUUCCAAGAUUCAAGAACACACAGUGACAGCUCUUUUAAAUUUAUCAAUUGAUGAGGCCAACAAAAGACUCAUAGCAGGAGAAGAGUCUGUUUCUGCUAUAAUUGAGAUCUUGCAGCAUGGAACAGAUGAAGCUAGAGAGAAUUCUGCUGCUGCAUUGUUGAGCUUAUCCAUGCUCAAUGAGAACAAAGUACUUAUUGGGACUUUGAAUGGAAUUCCUCCUCUGGUACAUCUUCUGCAGACUGGAACAACUAGAGGUAGAAAGGAUGCUGCCACUGCAUUAUUUAACUUGUCUUUGAACCAAACCAACAAGUCAAGGGCCAUUGAUGCAGGUCUAAUACCGCCAUUGCUUCAUCUAAUUGAGGAUAAGAACUUGGGCAUGACUGAUGAAGCCCUCUCAAUUUUGUUACUCCUUGCAUCACAUCCUGAGGGCCGAAACGAGAUUGGGAGGUUAUCUUUCAUUGAAACUCUGGUUGGAAUUAUCAAGAAUGGAACUCCCAAGAACAAGGAAUGUGCUACAUCGGUUCUUCUAGCGCUUGGAUUGAAUAAUUCGUCCUUGACUUUGGCUGCACUUCAGUAUGGUGUCUAUGAGCAUCUGGUGGAGGUAGCUAGAUGUGGAACCAACAGAGCUCAAAGGAAGGCUAACGCCCUUUUGCAGCAUAUGAGUAAAUGUGAGCACAUUCCUUAACAUUUUACACAAAACUCACUUUGAUUCUUUAUUCUUGAGUGAACUCUUAAUCAAGCUUUUCUUCAAAGUUUGUCUCUAUAUAUGUAGUACAAAACUAUACUGUAUUGUGUUAUAACAUAUAAGAAUUCUUGAUUCUGGUAAGUGAAAGAAGCAAUCUUUACAGAC
Fragaria vesca subsp. vesca is the source of this 2215-nucleotide messenger RNA. Its product is annotated as U-box domain-containing protein 15-like. Gene Ontology annotation, biological process: protein ubiquitination; cell surface receptor signaling pathway. Gene Ontology annotation, molecular function: protein binding; ubiquitin-protein transferase activity. The transcript is spliced from 4 exons. Gene Ontology annotation, cellular component: nucleus; cytoplasm. The record is from RefSeq and is a predicted model, not a curated record. The coding region runs from base 98 to 2050 and encodes 650 amino acids. NCBI's taxonomy places the organism in Eukaryota, Viridiplantae, Streptophyta, Magnoliopsida, Rosales, Rosaceae.